AUGGGCAGGAUCAAGAAGAAGGGCACCUCGGGCGCCACCAACAACUACCUCACCCGCUCCCAAGCCGUGCGCAAACUCCAACUGCCUCUGGGCGACUUCCGCCGCCUGUGCAUCUUCAAGGGCGUCUACCCCCGCGAUCCCUCUUCUCGCUCUAAGAAGCGCAUCUCCAAGUCCGCCACUCCUUCCACCACCUUCUACUAUGCAAAAGACAUCCAAUACCUGCUCCAUGAGCCACUGCUCGCCCAGCUGCGCGAGAAGAAGGCGCUGGAGAAGAAGAUUGCCAAAGCUCUAGGCAGAGGUGAUCUCACCGAUGCUUCAAGAUGGGAGCGUGAGCACAUGCCGCGCAUGCGUCUGGAUCAUAUCGUAAAGGAGCGGUAUCCUACUUUCGUGGACGCCCUGCGCGAUCUGGACGAUGCCCUGUCGAUGCUCUAUCUUUUUGCCUCCAUCCCGAGUACCCCCGACGUUCCACCGAGCCUCAUUGCGCGCUGCCACCGCCUCACCCUGGAGUGGGAGCACUACCUCAUUCGCUCCAACACCCUCCGCAAAUCUUUCCUUUCCAUCAAGGGCAUAUAUUACCAGGCCACCAUUCAAGGCCAGGACAUCCUAUGGCUCGUACCCUACAAGUUCGUCAUGGGUGCUGGACGGACUGGGGAUGCCGGCGGUGAUUUGGUGGACUGGAGGAUUAUGAGGACCUUUGUCGAGUUCUACACCACUUUGCUUGGGUUUGUGAACUUCAGACUCUUCACCGCUGCGGGUGUUGUCUACCCUCCGAAAUUUGAUGUCGAGGCGGGCGAAAAGGGUGCGGAACUCGGUGCUGUCAAACUAGAAGGAAGAGAUGCAAGCGAGCAGGAGAGAAUCGAGAGUAGGGAGGAUGUCGAAGGAAAUGAGAGAGCGCAAGCCGAAGCCGAUCGGCUGCUCUCGCUCCCCGCCGAUGAACCUUCCGAUGAACAGUCCGAUGCACCCAAUGGCGACUUGACCACCACAGAAGACGCACCUACGCAGACACUGGACGAAUUCCAGUCCGUCGACCCUCAGGCCGAUACACUCCUCCAACCCUCCCCGACCGCAGACGCAUCGGUAGCAAGCCACCUCUUCGAACCCUUCACCUUCUUCCUCUCCCGCGAGACUCCACGCCACCCCAUCGAAUUCCUACUCAAAGCCUUCGGCUGCAAGCGCGUAGGCUGGGACACUACGCUGGGCAGCGAUCCAGGCUCCUACUGCUCCGAAGACGACGCGAGAAUCACGCAUCAAAUCGUGGAUCGGCCUGAUCUGCCUCUGCCUUCGCCACCAGCAACGGACGACGAUGAGGAAGCAGGGGCGUGGGAGGCGCGGAAGAAGCUUCUCGAACGCGUGCCCGGUCGGAUCUAUGUGCAGCCGCAGUGGGUGUGGGAUUGCGUGAAUGCGGGUGUACUGCAGAGACCCGACUUGUAUGCGCCGGGUGCUACGCUGCCGCCGCAUUUGAGUCCAUGGGUGAAGGUCAAGCGGGGAGAGUAUGAUCCUACGGUCCCGCUUGCGGAGCAGAACGGUGCAGAGGUCAUUGAGGACGAUGACGAGGAGAUUGAAGAGGGCAGCGAAGGAGAAGAAGUCGACGGAGUAAGAGGGGAUGAAGAGGCGAGGGAAUUGGAGGAAGAGCUCGUAGAUGACGAGGAAGAAGAGGCGGACGACGGAGGCAUGGACAUCGAACUGGCCGGAUCUGACGACGACGAAGAAAACGAGGCUCCCACCAAACAAGCCCCCGACGACUGGGCCGGUUUCUCAGGCGACGAAGAAGACGCCGACGUCGACGACUCCGCCCGCCAAACCCAGCUCGAACUGGAAGCCGAAGCCCUCGGCCGCAACGCGGAUGAGAUUGCUGCAGCGAGCAAGUCGAGCACAUCGACCGAGGCCAAGAGGGCGGCUCGCUCGCGCGCCGAGCGCGAGAAGCAGGAGGAGGUGGAGAGGCGGAAGGGCAUGAUGUCGCGCAAGAAGCGCAAGAUUUUCGAAAAGAUGGAGUUUUCGAAUGCACGGCGGGAUGAGAAGGCGGAGGGCCUGCGGGCGAAGAAGAGGCGGAUUGAGAAGGCUGCUUCGUCGGGGGCGAAGUAG
Molecule: messenger RNA, 2082 nt
Organism: Neohortaea acidophila
Lineage: Eukaryota; Fungi; Ascomycota; Dothideomycetes; Mycosphaerellales; Teratosphaeriaceae
Product: Pescadillo N-terminus-domain-containing protein
Exons: 2
Coding region: 1-2082 (693 amino acids)
Biological process (GO): maturation of LSU-rRNA from tricistronic rRNA transcript (SSU-rRNA, 5.8S rRNA, LSU-rRNA); ribosome biogenesis
Cellular component (GO): PeBoW complex; nucleolus
Molecular function (GO): RNA binding
Source: RefSeq, a predicted model, not a curated record